AACCGUAUUCUUCGCUGAUGAUUUGCAGUUUCUACUAAUGCGUGCUUGCUUAUCGUGUUGACCAAUUUGUAUGCGCUCCGGCUCGGUACAUUGUGGGCCGUUCUAUGACACACUUCACCAACGUUUUCAGCGCACGCAAUCGCCCUCUGCACCGGCAGGUUGCAUAUCGCCAUACUUCUCAUACUUAUAUCCUCAUAAUCUUCAUAGCCGCAGUCGUCUCCUUCCGACAUUCAUUACAGUUCAUAUUCCAGAAAUCACGAAUAAAAGGAUGGAAUAAUUCAUCAGACCUCUCGGCCCCUGUCAUCACCAUGAAGGACAACGUUCACCAUGAUUGUUGUCGUCACAUCCACAUUUUUGGUCGUCUUGGCGGUCCUGCUCCGAUCUGUCUCCGCAGCUUGACAGUAUCAUUCUCGCCCCCAUCUUUCCCCCUCUUAACUCAACGUCACCGUCCCAGCUGACUCUGAUAAUGUCGAAAGUGACUUGAUCUUUGUCGCUCGUUAUCAGGGCUUUGUCCCAGGUAGCUAUGGUCCUGCCGAACUGGGCCUACAUGUUCCGAGAUAACGGACAUUUGGUAUGGUCUGGACUCGGAUAUUACGGUGACUGGACUGCCAAUUUCCGACCUGACGUCUUUAAUGGCAAACCCGUGCUUCGUGCUACGCAAGGGUCAAUGAAUGAAGGAGUGUGGUCUGAUGCACGGCAAUUAUGGGAUUCCCGAUGACAAUUACAAAUUUAUCAAAAAUUUUCAAGCUCGAAGCCAUCACCAUCUUUCUGUCCAUGAGUUUUUGGUUCUCGAUGGUAAGACGAUCUUGAUUGAGAGUCCUAUUAUUACCAUCCACGACUUGCAGCCGUACAAUGGAGAGAAGGAGCAGGAUUGGAUCCUUGCUGGUAGCUUCCAAGAAGUUGACAUUGAGACCGGAGGAGUUCUUUUCGAAUGGAACAGUCUUGAACAUGUUGAUCCUUCCUACAGUGCUCUCCCCUAAAGGGCGGCCGAGGCACCUCUGUCGGCUACGGUACCGGCGCCGCCGAUGCCUACAACUACUUUUACGUCAACAAUAUCGCUAAAGGUAACCACGGCAACUACCUCAUCCCUGCGCGAAAUUAUGCUGCUAUAUUCAAGAUCAACGGUACCAGCGGAGAUUUCACUAGGCAACUGGAUGGUUUUCACAAACGAUCUUCUUUCAAAGUCGAACCCGAAGCUCGAUUCGCUUACCAGCACGACGCUCGAUAUAUCUCCCGCUCCCAACGGCAUGAUCGAAACGAUCCCCCUCCACGACAAGACUGCUCAUUCGAUUGAUGAAACCAUCAGCAGCUUCUCUCGAGCCCUUAUAUCCAACCCAACCACGCCGCCGGUAUAGUCUCUGCCCUCCGGUCAUACCCUGCACCCGAUGGUUUGCUCGCCUACUCCCAAGGUAACGCCCAACUCUUGCCCAAUGACAACACUUUUGCCAACUGGGGUCAAGCCGGAGCCAUCACCGAGUUCAAGGAGGAUGGCAAAGUUCUCUUCCAUGCAUACUUGGAUUCCCAGCCGGAAGGGCAAUUUGUCCAGAGUUAACAGGGGAUUUAGAUACAACUGGAUCGGUAUUUCUUUAGAAGAACCUGCUAUUGAUGUUUUGAGGGGCCAGGGAGAUGGCAAACCGGUUAACAUCCAUGUUUCGUGCAACGGUGAUACCCAAGCUGCUGCUUGGCAAUUUUAUGCGGAGGGCGAUUUGGGAUUCAAUGAGAAAUUUGUUUUGGGAGAAGUCAUUAGAGUCGGUUCUGAGGCACAUUUGGAAGUAAAAAACUUGGCAGAGGAUGAGGGAGUACGUUACUGUGCCGAAGCCGUCAAUGCUGAAAGGAACAUCCUUGCAUCUUUGAAAACCUUAUCUUCCACAGACCGGAGCUUUGCUGGGUCUAAUUAUUUGGACCACAUCAAUUGCUUCUUCGCAUGCGAACAACCAGAUCUUCCUUCAUAGCUGGAUGUUAUAUAGUAGGAUGACCUAGGAGUCUUCUCAAUUAUUGACAGUAAAGCCGUCCCUCAGCCUGUAUUUCAUAUGGUAACUUGUACAGAAGAUAAAUAAGAUGCACGGCAUAAUAACGAAUGGGGCUCGACAUCUUUUGUUAUGCCGGCACGUCAGUUCCACGCAGCCAGUGAAUUGAC
Messenger RNA from Cryptococcus deneoformans JEC21, 2137 nucleotides. Its product is annotated as expressed protein. The transcript is spliced from 3 exons. The record is from RefSeq and is a predicted model, not a curated record. Lineage: Eukaryota; Fungi; Basidiomycota; Tremellomycetes; Tremellales; Cryptococcaceae. Bases 672 to 980 code for a protein of 102 amino acids.